ACUAACCCACACCACGUUUCAAGCGAUCAUUUUAACCCAUCUUUCACUAACUCUAACCAAGUGGGGUUUGUGCUCAAAUCUAACCAGACUUUAACCACAUCGUUGUCACGUCAUAAAACAGCGAGACAAGAAAAUUUUGAAGUGGCUUUUCUUAAAUCUAGGGUUACCAUGACACUGGCGCAGUCGUCCACGCAUGCGCAGUCGGGUCUUCCGUGCUGGCAGUGGGACAGUAGUUCAGUAGGGUAAAGGUGAAGAGAGGAGCUGCUGCUGAGCACAACAUCACACUCAGAGCCCACUAAAGACUACAGAGAGCGUAUAUCUACACCACUUCUGCUGUGUUGGGUUGUGUUUAUGUAAAGUCAACAUAUCCUGAAGGCAGAAGAAAUGGCUAAUAAUUUGUCAGAGUCCCUGCCAGAGCGGACCUUCCAGUACCAAAGCAGCCUGCCUCCUCUUCCUGUACCAUCACUAGAGGGCAGCCUUUCCAAGUACCUGGAUGCAGUGCGUCCGUUUGCCUCUGAGAAGGAGUUUAAGGCUACAGUGGACACUGUGAAGAAAUUUCAAGAGGGUGUUGGCAAAGAGCUGCAUCAGAAACUACUGCAGAGAGCAAAGACAAAGAAGAACUGGCUGGAAGAAUGGUGGUUAGACAGUGCUUAUCUGGAGUUGCGCAUCCCCUCUCAGCUGAAUGUGAACUUUGGUGGUCCUGCUCCCUACCUUGAGCACUACUGGCCCCCUGCAGAGGGAACUCAUCUGCAGAGGGCCAGUAUUAGCACAUGGCACACUCUGCAGUACUGGAACCUGAUCCGCACGGAGAGGCUGGCUCCUCAGAAAUCUGGCAAAACAGCAUUAGAUAUGGACCAGUUCAGAAUGAUGUUCUGCACCUGCAGAGUCCCCGGAGUUACGAAGGACACCAUUCACAACUACUUCAAGACAGAGCGUGAGGGUCCCUGUCCGUCUCAUAUAGUAGUGAUGUGUCGCGGAAGGCUAUUUGUAUUUGACGCGAUGUGUGACGGACAAAUCCUCACACCCCCAGAACUACUCAGGCAGCUGAGCUAUGUGAAAGAUUGUUGUGAGGGGGAGCCAGAGGGAGACGGUGUGUCUGCUCUCACCUCAGAUGAAAGGACUCGUUGGGCGAAGGCCAGAGAGUAUCUAAUAAGCAUUGAUCCACACAAUAAGACGAUCCUAGAAACUAUCCAGAGCAGCCUGUUCGUCAUAUCUCUGGAUGAAACGAAACCCUACUCCAGUCCAGAGAACUACACGAAUGUGACCCUGGAAUCCCUUAUAGGCAACCCCACCAUCCGCUGGGGAGACAAAUCGUACAAUUCCAUCGUUUUUUCAGAUGGCACUUUUGGAUCCACUUGUGAUCAUGCACCAUAUGAUGCCAUGGUUCUGGUGUCCAUGUGUUGGUAUAUAGACCAGCAAGUCAAAGCUACAGAAGGGAAAUGGAAGGGUCCAGGCACAGUCAGACCCAUGCCCCUUCCCGAGGAACUGGUUUUUACUCUGGACCAAAAAGUCCGAAGUGACAUCAGCCACGCCAAACAGCAGUACCUGGAGACGACAAAGGAUCUCCAGGUUGUGUGUUACGCCUUCACUGGGUUUGGAAAAGCAGCCAUCAAACAGAAGAAACUGCAUCCUGAUACCUUUAUUCAACUGGCGAUGCAGUUAGCCUACUACAAAAUACACAAAAGGCCAGGAAGCUGUUAUGAGACAGCGAUGACUCGCAAGUUCUACCAUGGCAGGACAGAGACGAUGCGAUCCUGCACCCAAGAGGCCGUGAACUGGUGUAAAGCCAUGACGGACCCUAAAUGCAAUAUUGAUGUCAAGAGGAAAGCCAUGCUGCUGGCCUUCAAUAAACACAACAAGCUGAUGGCUGAAGCCCAGGAAGGAAAAGGUUUUGACAGGCAUCUUUUUGGGCUUUAUCUUCUCGCCAAGGAGGAGGGACUUCCCACUCCUGAUCUCUUCAUGGAUCCCCUCUACACAAAGAGCGGCGGUGGCGGGAACUUUGUGCUGUCGUCCAGUCUGGUGGGCUACACUACAGUCCUCGGGGCUGUAGCUCCCAUGGUGCACCAUGGUUAUGGCUUCUUCUACCGCAUCAGAGAUGACAGGAUUGUGAUCUCCCUCUCCGCUUGGAAAUCUUACCGUCAGACAGACGCAGCAACAUUAUUCAACAACUUCUCUAACACCCUGCAUGAGAUGUUUCACCUGGCCACCACAUCUCAGCUUUAAAUACUCACAGCAGGACGCAGAGGAGCUGACAACAGGCUAAUGUGCACAUUUAGCUUUAACCUGUCAGCCCUGGUUGGAACAUUAAUGCACACGCAGCUGACAAACCAGCAGUUAAUAGCCGACAGCUAGCAAUAAUCAUGUUUUCUCUCAGCACAGAUCAAUGCAAGUGUACAGAAUCACCACCAGGGGUGAUAUCCACUGGUUUUGGCAUUUCAAAAAAAAAUCACUAAACUUUUCAGUUAUUUUUAUGGGUGUAAAUUGGUUUUUUGGAUGUAUAUAUUUUCCCUGAUUCUCAGAUUUUCAUGUUUCUAAUGAGUUUGUUUAAUUUUAUUUUUUCAAUUUUUUUAAUCCUGACAGUAUUAAUCUGCAUUUAAACUGAGCUAAUGUUAAGGCACAUGACUUUUUUUGUAAUGUUUGCCAGAAGCUGAGACCGUUCUAAGGUGGAGCACUGUAGAAGAUAACUUCUGGUUCUGACUUGGCCUUAGAUUGUGCUGUGAUAUUAAAGGUUAUUCCAAGUAAACCUGUAAAAGGUGACUUUGAUAGCUAAAUAAAAUUGUUUUAGGUUAGGUUUCCCUUUGAAAAUCUACAGAAAUAUGCAACAGCAGUACUCAAGAAUUAAAGGAUUUGACUGGCGAUUUUCUAUAUUUUUAUGGCAUUAUGUUUUCAGGUUGUCCGUCCGUUCGUCCCGUACUAUCAUGAACACAAUAUCUCAGGAUGCCUUGAGGAUAUUGACACACAUGGCCACUUGGACUCAAGGAUGAACUGAUUAGAUUUUGUUGGUCAAAGGUCAAAGGCCAAGGUCACUGUGACCUCACA
Messenger RNA from Thunnus maccoyii (southern bluefin tuna), 3039 nucleotides. It is a transcript of the gene crot, whose product is annotated as carnitine O-octanoyltransferase. Bases 385 to 2223 code for a protein of 612 amino acids. Gene Ontology annotation, cellular component: peroxisome. Gene Ontology annotation, molecular function: carnitine O-octanoyltransferase activity. NCBI's taxonomy places the organism in Eukaryota, Metazoa, Chordata, Actinopteri, Scombriformes, Scombridae. The transcript has 17 exons. The record is from RefSeq and is a predicted model, not a curated record.